AUUCACUACCAAUUUCGAUCCAGCAUGAUUUAAUCAUAUGUCUUCGCUUCCAGUAUUGAUUCACUGAAAAUGAGCCUCCUGCACAGAUGAGUUCUCAAGGAAUAAAACGGAAGUGGUAAACUAACAGCUUAAGCAGUGCCCGUGUUUCCGCAUCCGGUAAAUUCCGAUUCUUCACCGUCAGAUGACUCUCCAACCUCACCACCACUUGGGUGAACUCUCGAAGAUAUAAACAGCAAAUAUAAAGAAAUGACUAAAUUAGAGGGUGCCCUUGCUCAUGGCACCGUAGCACACCUAUUGCCUCCGCGAUACAAGCGCAUGGUAGCAGAAUGGCUGGAGGAAGAUACCCCCAGCUUGGACUACGGUGGAUUCGUAGUUGGUGAGGAGAUUAGGGAAGCAAAAUUAUUAGGAAAGAGCAAGGGUGUGAUUGCAGGAGUUCCAUUCUUCGAUGAAGUCUUUUCGCAGUUAGGUUGCACAGUCGAAUGGCUUGUCAAAGAAGGAGACACCAUCUUACCGAUCACACACUGUGCUACUGUCCGCGGCCCCGUUCGUAAAAUCCUCCUUGGCGAGCGAGUGGCGCUUAACACCUUGGCGCGCUGUUCAGGCAUCGCCACUAAAUCUGCAAAUUUAUUGUGGCUGCUGCGGGAAGCGGGCUAUCCCAACAUAUUAGCUGGAACCCGUAAGACAACACCAGGCUUUCGGUUGGUCGAGAAAUACGGCAUGCUUAUUGGCGGUGCCGAUCCGCAUAGACAUGACUUGUCCUCUAUGACAAUGUUGAAGGACAAUCACAUCUGGUCUAGUGGGUCGAUCACCAGGGCAGUACGUGCUGCGAAGAGUGCUGGGGGAUUCGCAAUCAAGGUUGAAGUAGAAUGCCAGUCUCUAGACGAGGCAAACGAAGCAGCCGCGGCUGGGGCAGACGUUGUUAUGUUGGAUAACUUCACCUCUCAGGGUGUGAAAGACGCUGCGAAGGCACUGAAAGAAAGAUGGGGAGAUAAGUUGCUAGUUGAGGUCAGUGGGGGAAUUACAGAAGAUAAUGUUGGUAACUUUGUAUGCAAGGACGUGGAUGUUAUUAGCACGAGCAGUAUUCAUCAGGGUGUAAAGCACAUCGACUUCUCUCUUAAGAUUGUGCCAAAUACACAAGCAAAAGAGACAUGAAAGUGGUCAAUAUAAGGAAGCACUCGAUAUUAUUGAGAUGUUCUGAGGCUCAACCAAUGGUAUCAAAAAGCAUGCACCAGAAAGAUUUCCAAUAAUACAGUGGAAUGCACCCC
Verruconis gallopava is the source of this 1265-nucleotide messenger RNA. RefSeq names its product nicotinate-nucleotide diphosphorylase (carboxylating). Gene Ontology annotation, biological process: NAD+ biosynthetic process; quinolinate catabolic process. The transcript has 3 exons. The record is from RefSeq and is a predicted model, not a curated record. Gene Ontology annotation, cellular component: cytoplasm. Gene Ontology annotation, molecular function: nicotinate-nucleotide diphosphorylase (carboxylating) activity. The coding region runs from base 247 to 1152 and encodes 301 amino acids. NCBI's taxonomy places the organism in Eukaryota, Fungi, Ascomycota, Dothideomycetes, Venturiales, Sympoventuriaceae.